Molecule: messenger RNA, 2758 nt
Organism: Lates calcarifer (barramundi perch)
Lineage: Eukaryota; Metazoa; Chordata; Actinopteri; Centropomidae
Gene: cnih4
Product: cornichon family AMPA receptor auxiliary protein 4
Exons: 5
Coding region: 424-690 (88 amino acids)
Biological process (GO): endoplasmic reticulum to Golgi vesicle-mediated transport
Cellular component (GO): endoplasmic reticulum membrane; COPII-coated ER to Golgi transport vesicle
Source: RefSeq, a predicted model, not a curated record
GGAUAUCGUCUUCACCGGGGCUGAAUGUGCUUGUCCGAGCUCGGUGAGGCGGACCCGGUGAUCCGCCGCGGUCCAAGUGUGGAUGAGGCCGGUGUGAGCUAAGAUGAGCCGGUUUGUGCCCGCCGGGUGACGGUGAGACGAGGUGUGGUCACGGUAGACUCACAACACUGUUGAGUCAGAACAGCUUCAGAUACGACACUGGUCUACAGCUGUCACAGACCUGAUAUCGACACGGUGCCGCUGAGUGUGUGACUGUUUACCGCUGAGUUGUGAGUCAGCAGAUGUGUUGUUACAACUUUCAACUGAUCGCUGAACUUCACCGGUUACAACACAGGCAAGAUUAUCACCCUGUCUGAUCUAGAGUGUGACUACAUCAAUGCUCGAGCCUGCUGCUCCAAGCUCAACAAAUGGGUAAUUCCAGAGAUGGUUGGCCAGUGUCUCUCCACCAUGCUGAUGUUGGUCUCCAUGCACUGGUUCAUCUUUGUCCUCAACCUGCCUGUAGCAGCCUGGAACAUUUACAGGCACAUGAAGGUUCCGAUGGGAAACAUGGGCGUGUUUGAUCCCACUGAGAUCCACAACCGAGGUCAGCUCAAGUCCCACAUGAAGGAGGCCAUGAUAAAACUGGGUUAUCACCUUCUCUGCUUCUUCAUUUAUUUGUACAGCAUGAUCCUGGCUCUGAUCAACGACUGAAGCACUCAGCGACCUCUCUGACCCCAGCUGCCAAAUUCCAAACUCCAGGGUUUGCUGUUUUUCCCCUCACAUCCCACUCCUGUACUGUAUGCAUCAAAUAUGUCAGAACAGCAGAUAGAACAUGUUUGCUACCACUGUCCUGAGCUUCACUGUUAUCAGAAUCCCAGAGUUUUACCUUUGAUACAAAACUGAACUUGAUAUUUAACUAUUUAACAUGUCAGUACCAUCAUGACUAUUGUGAGGGGAACCUCUGUGUAUUCCACAGCUUCUAGUGGCUGUAAGAAACAUUGUCACUGUGUAGUGAGGAAGAUUCCCUCAGCAGAUAGAGACAGUGAAGAGGUCCUAUAUUACAGUACUAACAAUAACAUCAAGAGUUUCUGUCUGUUUCUACAUCAGGUGGAACACCUGAGUGUUUAUUACCAAAGCCAAAUUGGGGAAACUCCAGUAUCACCUCGAUCCCAAAACACAGCAUGACUUCUUUUGCCCCCUCCCUGCCCUCUGACACACCACUGUAGUCUCAUGUCCAGCACCUCUGUACUUUUGCUUUGCCAUUUCAAAGUCCAGAUUUAGACUCCAGUACUAUGAAAGAUCGAACACCUACUGUAGGUGAUGUUGUCACAGCAACAGGAACAGCUGGGGUCGCAGCAACCUCUUGUGUCUGCAUGCUGUAAUUGGCUGAUAGCAAGUACGCGUACAGAUGUACCUAAUAAAGAUGCCACUGUGUGUCUGUAGUGGUCAUUUUGUUUGAUUGGCAGGAGGCAGACUGAGGACAGGGCUGCUUAGUGUCUGUCACCAUUGCUCAUGUCAUUCAGUGUCUGUUCAGCUGACUCAGCGUGUUGAAUUAGGUCGUAAAGCUGAUGAAAGUAAAACUUGGUAAUGCCAUUUGCAAUUUCUUGUCCAGACAUAUUCUCCUGAUGAGACUCCAUGAUGAGACUGCUGAGCCAGACUGAAAGUAAAACAUAAAGUAAUAAUAGUAACCUCUAUCUGACACCUCUUAAAAACAAAGUGCUUUACAGUAAACAGCAAUUAAGAAGUAAAUAAAAUCCAAACCAUGUGAGAUGAACAAUUAGAGCAAACACCAUCAGUUAGAACUGCUGUAAAAUAACAGAGGGUUUUAAUUUAAAUGACGACACUGACUUAGUGCAAAGUGUGUGGACAAGGUUCGGGUUGGAGAGCACUGUCUACCACCUCCCCAUCCUCCUCCCAAAUGUGUUCUGUCAGGUUCAUGCAGUGACUGAAGUCCAGAACAAAUUAUUUCAAUCAUGUCAGUCUCCCACUGACUGGAUGUAGUGGUCCUGUGUGUGUGUUCUCUGGACUCCUCCAGCUCUCUCUCCCACUUUACUGUAACAAAAUGAUUUAAAGCUUGACUGACCGAUUUGAUCAAAGUAUCAGAGGUUUUCUGAUGCUCAGAUGUUUGUGAUGGUACUGAAGUGAAGUAAAACUCUUGUUACUGUGACAACAGCUGAGGAGCUGUCUUCCUGUUCUGAGACUUUUUAUGCAUACAGGAGCUCCCAGCAUCACACUCCAUCACUGAUCACCAACCACAGCUCCGCCUACACACCGACAGACAGACAGACAGACAGACACACACACACACACACACAUUGAUAAAUUUUUGUGUGUAUUCAUCACACACAUCACUGGUAGAGUGAAGGACUAUCACACUAACACACACUCAUCAGUCCUCUCAGUGUAUGGUGGUGCUGUGCUGGAAGGACACAGGACACAUCACAGCUGGAUCCUGAACUGGGCAGUUAGGGGUUUGGCUAUGAAACAGGCUGUUGAAAGAAAUGAUACUUUAUGUAAGUGAUGUCUGUUGUGUUAUUACUGAGUAAGUGGCAGCAAGGAACCAGCAGGUAUCUCAGCCACUCACUGAGAUGAAGGAUGUGUGCUGUCCUCUGUGUUUGGUGAGACAGAGCAGUCCUGACUGUAUAGGUAGUUCAUCUCCUCAGUGGGUGAACCGCUAGUGAAUGAGUUCAUGUCUGAUUCAAACUAUAAUGUCUUCUGCAGUGUUAAGUUUCUGAAUGGGAGGUAAAUGUGGUGUUUCAUAAAUAAACAUGAAAGACAA